Molecule: messenger RNA, 458 nt
Organism: Rhizophagus irregularis DAOM 181602=DAOM 197198
Lineage: Eukaryota; Fungi; Glomeromycota; Glomeromycetes; Glomerales; Glomeraceae
Molecular function (GO): protein binding
Source: RefSeq, a predicted model, not a curated record
AGAACUUCUUGCAUAAGCGGCUUCUGCGGUCCUGCGAUCCUGUACGAAUUUAGUCUAUAUUUUUUAUCCAUGUGUAAUGGGCAUACAGUAUUUGAAGAUAGCUAUAGUAUAAGUAACAUAACAUCAUGUUGGACCGGUUACCAGUAGAAAUAGUUGAACGCAUUGUCGCAAAAAUCCUGGAUACUGACCUUAUUGCAGCAAGUAAGGUAGAUAGAGUGUGGUGGCAGGAAGUUCGUCGAGAGGCAUAUAAGAGGUGGAAAAAUUAUGCCAUUACGAUCGGAUGGAUAGACCGCCUCACCGAGGAUCAGCUUUAUAUUAUGGAGAAAAUGCUUAGGAAUGGGAUGGUCGUGAACCCUCAAGAGAGGGAAACCAUAGAGCAUGCAUUAAGUGAACAUAGAUGGGGAGGCGAUCCUUGGGGACUGGACUGGGAGUGGAAUGAAUGGACUCAACAGGAGUAA